Molecule: messenger RNA, 1463 nt
Organism: Acyrthosiphon pisum (pea aphid)
Lineage: Eukaryota; Metazoa; Arthropoda; Insecta; Hemiptera; Aphididae
Product: helicase POLQ-like
Exons: 3
Coding region: 430-915 (161 amino acids)
Source: RefSeq, a predicted model, not a curated record
AUCAUGUAUAGAAAAUAGAAAUAUAAACAACCAGUGAAAAUUUCAUAUAUCUACAAUUAUUCGUUUUUAGAUGCGAUAAAAAGAAGAAAAAAACUUGAUUUAUGCAUUGCCUACAAGAGGCGGAAAAAACUUGUAUCAGAAAUUCUUAUGCUAAAAGAACUCAUAGUUUAUGUACGUAAUGUUAUAUUUAUUUUGCAACAUGUUGCACUAGUCCAAGAAAAGGUAUGAAGUAAAUUAUGAUAAAUCUUUAAAAUUGAUUUUUAACGCAAUUUUUGAGUAGGUGCAAUCUUUAUGUCCAUUUGGCCUUAACUGGGAAUUCAAUGUUGAAGAAUAUGUUGGUGGCAAAGGGAAACAUCUCCAAUUCAUCGUAAACGUAAAUCAUCAAUAUAUGUAUGCACUCUAGAGAGAGGAGCUGGACUGUUUCAUUGUAUGCUGGCUGAUAAUGGUCAGUUAAGUGGACGGAGGGUUGGAAUGAUUGUUGUUGAUGAAUUGCAUCUUCUCGCCGAACAAAAAAGGGGAGCUUUGUUAGAUGCAACUAUUACAAAAGUUUUAGACUCUCAGCAGUUCCUGCAUAAUAUUCAGAUAAUUGGUAUGUCAGCUACAACUGGAAAUAUGCAAGAAAUAGGUGACUUUUUAAAUGCUCACGAAUGCACAAGAGAUUUUAGACCUGUAAAGCUCACAGAAACUAUAAAAUUAAACGAACAAAUAUUUGUGAUAAAUAAAGAUGUUGAUGGUUCUUUGAAAAGUAAACUUGAUAGAAAAUUAGAUUUUGACUUUUCAGCCUGUCCUUAUACAUGUAUAUGGAAACCAAAAAUGCAGAGUUCAAUAUGGAAAGUGCAAACGUUGUGCACAUACCAACCGAUCCUCAACACACCUUGGGCUCAACUGUCUCGGAUACAGAGUCAACACAAGUAGAGGGAGUUCCAUACCGUUAAGCAGUUGGGAGUCUGUUGUACUUGAGUCAAAUAACGAGACCCGAUAUAACAUUUGCUGUUAAUUUGGUGGACCGUUAUCUAGAAAAACCUCAAAAAGUGCACUGGAAUGCAGUAAAACGCAUUUUUAGAUACUUAAAAUCCAUACCAAAUUUUGGAAUUUUGUACAGUAGUGAUAUAAAUACCAAUGUAAUUGCUUAGAGUAAUGCAGAUUAUGCUGGUGACGUAACAACAAAGAGAUCUACAUCAGGAUCAGUGUUCUGUGUUGGCAAUGGAUUAGUUGCAUGGAGCUCACGGAGACAGAAAUCAGUGUCACUUCCUACUACAGAGUCAGAGUAUAUUGCACUAAGCCAAUUCGUACAGGACCUUACCUGGUUAAUGCUAUUAAUGAGUGAUCUUCUGGAAACACAGGAAGUUAAACCAAUUAUAUAUGCAGAUAACCAGAGUGCUAUACGCCUUGUUAAAAACCCAGAAUUUCAUAAAAGAUCAAAGCAAAUCGAUGUAAGGUAUCAUUACAUCAGGGAAUCAAUA